GUUAAGUUUCAAGUUAAAUUGUUUAGAAAAUAGAAAUAAAAAUGUCUGGAAACCAAAAAAAUUUGGACAACCGUUCGGGUCAAUUGAACACCAACAACGAGAAAUUCUAUUCAAGCAGAGGCAUGGACGAACGUCCAAGUGACUGGGCCACUUCUAACUACGGCUCGUCUGGCAAUUCACCGACCCAAAGGGAUUUGGAUAAUCACAGUAACCAAAAGAAUCCGAACAAUCCUGAAUAUGGUCAUUCCAGAAGUGCUGGGAGCAAGAAAUAGGAGGUUUCGAUCCUUAUCCAGUUUUCAUGAAGAAACCAGACCACUUCAAUGAUUUCUUCAAAUAUUAUUGCUAAUGCUUAUAUCAAUGUAUUAUGUUAUCUUUUUCAGAAUAAUAUCAAUACCUGUAACCAUUGAAAAUGUAUAGUAACUAGUAUGCUUUAAUAAAUCAUAUUAACCAUCUAAA
This is a messenger RNA of Ceutorhynchus assimilis (cabbage seed weevil), 456 nucleotides long. The record is from the annotation of a GenBank genome assembly. Lineage: Eukaryota; Metazoa; Arthropoda; Insecta; Coleoptera; Curculionidae.